UCUUGAUCGUGGAGUUUCUCUUCUUUCAUCAACUUUGUUCAAUUAUUUCUUUUUCAGUAUUCACUUUGGGUAUUAUCCAGGAAAUCUAUGUCCUGUGCAUUCCUCUUAGCACUCUAGUGGAGGCUUCAUAGACAUACUUUUAGUUGGUUAUGGUUAAUCAUGUUUGAAUUAUUUUAAGAAUCAUUUGGACUGGUGUUCUAAUAAAAUACUUGUCAUCUAUUUUAUAUGCAUGUGGGGUAUGUGACAUGAAGUUACAUGUUAGAAUAGUUAAGCCGGUUCGCUCGGUCAAGUAAGGAACCGGGUGCCGGUCAUGACUUUGUUGAGAGGACGGGUCGUGACAAACUUGGUAUCAGAGCACCCACAAGUUUAGGAUGUCCUAGGAGUCUAUGAAGCCGUGUUUGUCGAGUCUUGUACAUGGGUAUGUAGCGUGCCAUGCUUAUAUACAGAAGUCUAUAAACAUAUAAAUUGCAGAAAUGCCUCGCGCUCGUAACUCUGGCAAAAAUACUUCUAUCGCAGCCGCUGGGAAUUAUUCUUUAGCACAAGGAAGGACUAAGAGGACCCCAGCUCCGAAGAAGGGUCAACCGGUUAAGACAACUCAGGUACCUCAAGCUAGUCUAGUCGAGAAGGUGGUUCAUGAACAAGUGCCGCAGCCUAUGCCAACCACUAUUCCAGCUCAGGUCAUGAUGCCUCCAGAAAUAGGGGAAGCUUUUAAUGCAGUUAAGGGGGCUAUGGAUAUGUUUGCAACAUUUAUGGCUAAUCAAGGGCAGAAGGGAGAACAAACUCCACCAAGCACAAGUAGACGAGAUAGUUCUAUUUCUUCCAAGGUCAAGGAGUUUAUUAACCUGGACUCUCUGGAGUUUUGCGGGACCAAGCCUGAGCAAGAUCCAUUGGUAUGGCUAGAGGAAGUUCAAAAAACUCUUCGUGUGAUGAAAAGAUUGGGGAAUGAUGUAGUUGAAUUGGCCUCAUAUCGACUCAAAGAUGUAGCAUACGCUUGGUUUGAAAUUUGGGAAAAACAAAGGAGCGAAGAUGAUGACCCUCCAACUUGGGAAAAGUUUUCAAAGGCUUUUAUAGCUAAUUUCAUACCAGACGAGGAUAGGGAAGCCAACGCUACUAAGUUUGAGCUUUUGAGACAGGGAAAUAUGAGCGUGCAAGAGUAUUAUAUGGAGUUCAUCAAGCUUGCCAAGUAUGCUAAGCAUAUGAUCCCAAAUGAGAAAGCCAAGAUUCAUAGGUUUAUCAUCGAUUUAGGUGAUCACAUUCAGGAUACUACUGCAGCUGCAGCUGUGAGCAUGGAAUAUUUUGCAUCUGUGGUAGGUUUUGCAAAGAGCUUAGAAGAAAAGAAACAUAAGAGAAGAGCUGAAAGAGAUCAGAAUAAGAAGGCUCGAACAACAGGUGGGUUUAGCAGACCUGUUAGUGGUGGAAAUAAAGGGUUUCUUGGUAGGGAAUUUUCAGCACCUGCUCAGUCCAUACAUUAGUCAGGUGGUAGUUUUCCUAGAAGACAUAGCCAAAGUUAUGGGAACCUAUCCCACCAGAAUCAAAACUUUAGAACUUCAGUCCCUCAAAGAAUAGUAGUGUUGGCCAGCCAUCCAAUCAAAAGGUAACCUGUAGUACUUGCGGGAAGGGUCACUCAGGGCAGUGCAAGAUUGGGAUGCAAGGCUGUUAUCGUUGUGGAGACAUGAGACACUUAAAGUAUAAUUGUCCUAAAUUGCCACUCAGUGCAAGUAGGGGAGCAGUUUAUUCUUCAGGUUCUACAGUUAGCACUGGUAUGAAUCCUAACCCAGCUUGCAAUCAUCAGAUUCAACCCGGACGUGGGGUAGGCAGAGGUUCAGGGUAUACUAUCCAAGGAGGGGGACAACCCCGUCUUUAUGCAACGAUAGACCAUCAAAAUGAAGAAAUAUCUUCAACCGUUGUUACAGGUACUUUAUCAGUUUGUGAACAUGAUGCAUAUGUGUUAAUUGACCUAGGAUCUACAUUCUCAUAUAUUACUCCUUAUUUUGCUAAGAAUCUCGGGUUAAAAUCCGAGCAUCUAGAAACAUCAUAUUUGGUUUCUAACCCAGUUGGUGACUCGAUAGAAGUAACACAAUUUUACAAGGGGUGUGCAGUUUCAAUAAUAGGUCGUAGUACCACUGCUGAUUUUAUUGAACUAGAAAUGGUAGACUUUGAUGUAAUUAUGGGUAUGGACUGGUUGUCAUUUUGUUAUGCCAUGGAGGAUUGUCGUGCAAAGGUAGUUAAGUUUCAUUUCCCUGACAAAGCAGUCUUAGAGUCGAGAGGUUGUUCAACCUCGCCUGUGGGUAAGUUUAUUUCUUACCUUAAGGCUAGAGAAAUGGUAAAAAGGGGGUGUCUAGCUUAUUUAGCUCAUAUUGUUAAUUCUGAGGCAGAGUUACCGACCCUUCAGUCUGUUCCAGUUGUUAGAGAUUUUCCAGAUGUUUUUCCAGAUGGCUCAUCUGGCCUUUCUCCUGAAAGAGUGAUAGAUUUUAGUAUAGAGGUUCAGCCAGGAACCCAACCUAUAUCUAUACCUCCAUACAAAAUGGCCCCUGCGGAGCUAAGAGAAUUAAAAAAGCAAUUGAGAGACCUUCUAGACAAGGGUUUCAUCUGGCCAAGUGUGUCACCAUGGGGUGCUCCAGUUUUGUUUGUCAAAAAGAAAGAUGGAUCUCUUAUAAUGUGUAUUGAUUACAAACAACUCAAUAAACUCACAAUUAAGAACAAGUGCCCUUUGCCGAGAAUUGAUGACCUGUGUGACCAACUUUAAGGGGCAAAUACUUUUCUAAGAUAGACUUGAGGUCCGAUUAUCAUCAGCUCAGAAUAAAGAAGGGAGAUAUUCCUAAGAUGGCAUUUAGGACUCGCUAUGGACAUUAUGAGUUCUUAGUGAUGUCUUUUGGGUUGACGAAUGCUUCAGCUGCAUUUAUGGAUCUCAUGAAUAGAGUAUUCAAGCCAUUCUUAGAUACCUUUAUCAUCGUGUUCAUAGAUGACAUUUUAGUGUACUCCAAAAUCAAGGAAGAGCUUACAGAGCACCUCAAAACAUCAUUUUAGGUAUUAAGAGAUAAUGAACUCUACGCAAAAUUUCUAAGUGUGAAUUUUGGCUACAGUCAAUGGUAUUCCUUGGCCAUGUGGUGUCUAGUGAGGGAAUUAAAGUAGACCUUCAAAAGAUUGAGGCAGUGGAGAAUUGUCCUAGGCCGACGACGUCUAUUGAGAUUCGAAGUUUCUUGGGUCUAGCAACUUACUACAGAAGAUUUGUAGAAGGAUUUUCCAUACUAGCAACACCAUUGACUAAGCUAGCACAGAAGUUUGUUAAAUUCCAAUGGUCUGAUGUUUGUGAGCAAAGUUUCAAGGAAUUGAAAAAGAGAUUGACUGACACACCAGUGCUAACAUUACCAACAGGUUCAGAUGGUUUCAUGGUGUAUUGUGAUGCUUCAAGGGUAGAGCUCGGUUGUGUUUUGAUGCAAAAUGGAAAGGUCAUAGCAUAUGCCUCAAGACAAUUAAAGCCCCAUGAAAAGAACUACCUUACACAUGAUUUGGAGCUUGCAGCAACUGUAUUUGCUCUAAAAAUAUGACGGCAUUAUCUCUAUGGUGAACAUUGUGAGAUAUUCACAGACCAUAAAAGCCUUCAGUAUAUUUUCAAACAAAAAAGAGCUAAAUUUGAGGUAGAGGAGGUGGCUUGAGCUAUUGAAGGACUACGAUGUUAACAUCUUAUACCAUCCAGGGAAGACUAAUGUGGUGGCUUAUGCCCUUAGUCAAAAGUCUAUGGGUGUUCUGGCUCAUUUACAGACUUAUAAGAGGUCGCUAGCGAGAGAAGUGCAGAAGCUAUCCAAUGAUGGUUUUAGGCUUGAUGAAACUAAGCAGGGUAACUUGAUGGUGCUUCCUAAGGCACAGUCAUCCAUUGUAGUUAAAGUGAAAGAGCGACAAUAUGAAGAUCCAAAGAUGCGGGCAAUCAAAGAUGGGGUAUUAAAGAAGGAGAUUUCAGCUUUUACCAUCAGGGAUAAUGAUGGUGUGUUGAGAAUAAAUGGCAGAUUAUAUGUUUUGAACGUUGGUGGACUUCGGGAACAAAUCUUGAUAGAGGCACACAGUUCAGGUUAUUCAAUCCAUCCAGGUUCAACAAAAAUAUAUAAGGAUUUGCGGGAAAUUUAUUGGUGGAAUAAAAUUAAAGAGGAUGUGACUAAGCAUGUGGCUAGGUGUAUGAAUUGUAAGAAGGUAAAGGCUGAACAUCAAAGGCCCGGUGGCUUGGCUCAAAAUAUCAUUAUACCUACAUGGAAGUGGGAGAUGAUUAAUAUGGAUUUUGUUGCUGGAUUGCCUCGCACUUAUCAUAAACAUGACUCUGUUUGGGUGAUUGUAGAUCGACUUACAAAGUCAGCUCAUUUUUUGCCAGUGAAGACUAGUUACACUGUUGAGCAGUAUGCUCAAAUUUAUAUUAAAGAAAUCCUAAGCUUUCAUGGCUUUCCAAUUUCAAUUGUCUUUGAUCGAGGAGCUCAAUUCACCACUAGAUUUUGGCAAACCUUCCAGAAUAGGUUAGGUACUAAGGUUAAUUUGAGUACUGCGUUCCAUCCUAAGACUAAUGGACAGGCUGAGAGGACUAUUCAAACUCUUGAAGAUAUGUUACAGGCAUGUGUAAUAGACUUUGGCAGAAAUUGGGAUGAACAUUUGCCACUUAUAGAGUUUUCAUAUAAUAACAGCUACCAGGCAAGUAUUGGUAUGACUCUUUAUGAAGCACUGUAUAGACGCUGUUGUGGAUCUCCGAUAGGUUGGUUUUAACCAUCAGAGGUACCUUUGAUUGGUCCCGAGAUAGUCCAGGAUGCCUUAGAAAAAGUGAAGAUUAUCUAAGAGAGACUUAAAACAGCUCAGAGUCGUCAAAAGUCUUACGUUGACAAGAGGCACAGAGAUGUAGAGUUUAAGGAAGGUGACUUUGUCUUCUUGAAGGUGUCACCAAUAAAUGGAGUCAUGAGGUUUGGAAAGAAAGGAAAGUUAAGUCCUAGAUUUGGUCGGCCUUAUAAGAUUUUGAGUAAGAAGGACAACAUGGCCUAUGAGUUAGACUUGCCACCCGAGCUAUCUUUGGUUUACCCAGUAUUUCAUGUUUCUAUGUUGAGGAAGUGUCUUUACAACGAGGCCAAAGCUAUUCCAGUGGAUGAGGUAGAGGCCAGUGAGAGCUUAACUUAUGAAGAAGUUCCUAUAAAGAUCCUUGACAGGCAAGUCCGUAGGUUGAGACCCAAAGAUGUAGUAUCAGUCAAAGUCUUAUGGCUGAACCAUAAAUUAAGAGAGGCUACAUGGGAAGCCAAAGAAGAUAUGAAGAAAAGAUACCCUCACUUGUUCGGGGAAGAAGGUAUGUAAAUAUUUAACUUUUGUAAAUAUGUUUCCUUAAUUGUAUAUGAAUGAUCAUGCACAGUUUUAAUAUUUUGUAAGAUGUGUGUGGUCGUGAUGACCUUGUUCAUAUGUGGUGGUUGGAUAGCUGAAUGAGAUUUGGAUUACUCAUCUGGACAGUCUGAAAGUUUGGGAUAGCUCCCGUUACAAAGGAAGCUCUAGCAAAAUUUUUGAAAAGUUUGGGAGUUAGACAAAUUUUAGUUCAUAAAAGAAAAGUGAAUAUGUACCACGUCCUAAGGUUCUCUUUUCGAUAUGUAUAACGUGGAUUUAACAUUCGAGGACGAAUACCAUAUAAGUGGGAAGAAUGUGAAGUCCCGAGAUACUUUAAUGCUUUUAAAAAUCUUGAAUUUAUAUUUAUUUGAUGGAUAUGAUGUGGGAGAAUUAGAUUUCUAGUUUUCAAUAGGAUGUGGGUAUGCAAACACGUAUUAGAAUGGGUCAAAAGCAUAUUUAAUUGAAUGAGUGGAGUAGUUAUUGAAUAUAUGUAUAAUGCAUACCUUAGCUGGAGGCAUUAACUUAAAAGUGGGAGAUGUAGUCAUCAUUGCUACAUGUGUUUAGCUAGCAAGUUAAAUAAUAUGAAUUAUUUAUUUGAGGAAAAGUUAUAUAUAUGGGCCAAGCCUAAAACUUUGCUGCAUAAAAAGUUAUGACCACUAACAGAAAAACAAAAAGAGGAAGGUUACAGGGGUUAGUUUUGCCUUGGUAACAUUCUGCUGCUCUUGGCUCUCGUAAAACAAAGGAUUGAAUUAUUGAUUGGUAGUGGGAAUAGGUAGAAGUUAACCUUGCUAGCAGUGAAGACUCUUGAGGUGAGUUAAGACUUGCUCUUACUAAAGUCUUUUCUUACAAAGUCAUGUCUAUAAGGUGUUAGGACAAAAUGCUUCUAAAUGCUAAAGUGAAUUUAAUUGGAACGAAUGAGUUCACAUUGCCUUUGUUGAGUUAGUUAUCUUGUGCUCUCUGUUUUCUCUUUGGAUUUAUCAAAUUAACGUGGUAAUUACUACCUUGCAGUAACAUCUUUCUUGAAAAUUAACUAUCAUAGUUGACAAACCAAAAUCAAUGAUAUUCUUAAGUUUAAUGUCCCAAAAUAGUGACUGUUCUCUGGAAACAUAAUCGAGCAGUGAAAAACACGUUCCAUCCAAAAUUUUGUGUGAUUCUCUUUCAUGUUGGUAAUAAUGUUAAUGUACUCUCUUAGAUCAUGAUCAGGAUAAAGCAACUCAUUGGAACUUUAAAGGAAACUUAAAUAACUUAGUAAUAGUACAAAAAGGAUUACCAGUAGCCGUAUAAAGGGUUACUGACUUGCCAUGUCGACAUACCUGAAUGGUGACCGUAUAAAGGGUCACAAGCAGCCGUACAAGGGGUUGCCACGAUUGUCACAAUGAGGCACAAAUUUAGUAGUUGUAUAAAGGGCCACAAGUAACCGUAUAAAGGGUUACUAAUUACCAUAGUGGACAUAAUUAAAAAUGUUCAAUCGACUGAAUCGAUUUAAAGAAAGCGAAAGGAAUGAACUAAUUAUCUAAGCUAUAAGUUUUGGUGAUUGAUCUCUCUGUAAUAUGCUCCAUAAGGCAUGAUGACUUGUUUUCUCUCAGUCCCUUAUCACAUAUAUGUUUUAUACAAUUGUCUCAUUCUGAUUUUAGUAAUGGGGAAUGUUGAGACUCACUGAGUACCGCUAGUGGUGUACUGACAUUCUCUUUGUGGAACCUAUUUUGAGUUAUGUCAAUAUAGGUGCAGGUAAUAUAGAUGAGCAGACUACAAGCUAGACCAUUUUAUUCCAGAAGUUAAUUGGUGAGCUUCGCUCUUGAUCGUGGAGUUUCUCUUCUUUCAUCAACUUUGUUCACUUAUUUCUUUUUCAGUAUUCACUUUGGGUAUUAUCCAGGAAAUCUAUGUGCACUCUAGUAGAGGCUUCAUAGACAUACUUUUAGUUGGUUAUGGUUAAUCAUGUUACUUUGAAUUAUUGUAAGAAUCAUUUGGACUGGUGUUCUAAUAAAAUACUUUUCAUCUAUUUUAUAUGCAUGUGGGGUAUGUGACAUAAAGUUACAUGUUAGAAUAGUUAAGCCAGUUCACUCGGUCAAGUAAGGAACCGGGUGCCGGUCAUGACUUUGUUGAGAGGACCAAUCGUGACAAUUUGAUUGGAGUCCCAAUGUUGCAGGGGUUUCUCUCUAAUUAUCUCUAGUUUGUCUAGGAUUUGUAUUAUUUUAUCUAGGUCUUCUUGAUCUUUAAUUACUCUUAUCUGUUGCAUACCUUUCCUAAAAUUGUAUAAUUCUGUUUCUAGUUCUAUUAAUGUAUAAUCUUUUUCUAUUUCUUCUACUAUCAAUAGAUCUUGUAAUUCCUCACAAAUUGUUAUCUUAUCAUUACAAGUACAAUUUUCUCCUUUA
Messenger RNA from Capsicum annuum, 7709 nucleotides. RefSeq names its product transposon Ty3-I Gag-Pol polyprotein. Gene Ontology annotation, molecular function: nucleic acid binding; zinc ion binding. The transcript is spliced from 2 exons. The record is from RefSeq and is a predicted model, not a curated record. Gene Ontology annotation, biological process: DNA integration. The coding region runs from base 474 to 1472 and encodes 332 amino acids. NCBI's taxonomy places the organism in Eukaryota, Viridiplantae, Streptophyta, Magnoliopsida, Solanales, Solanaceae.